AUGGCUGGGGUGGCACGCUGGAAUUAUCAGCGGCUGGUGGACCUGAAGCAGCCUGGGGUCAUCCUACCUGAAGUGUUUGACCCUGUGUUAAUGAUGAAUUUAAACAGUGCCUCUGUGAGCGUGACAGGACAGCCCAAAUAUCCAGCCUUGCAUAUAUCCAGCAGGGACACAGGAGAGCGGUUUGGCUUACGGAAGUCAGCCUUAGGAGAUGUGGAGAUUCCAGAAGAGUCUUCAUCUAGCUUUGAAUCCUCAAUUCCAUCUAAGGAAUGUUUGGAUGAUUCCUCUUCUGCUGAGACCCCUCUUGCUGCAGAACCAGAGGCCAGCCCACAGACUGUCAUCUUUCAUCAGUUUUCCAGUCCAAGUCCUGUGACAGUAAAGGAACAAAAGUCUGACGAAUUUCUGUUAGAUGCAGAACUGCUGAGCACACCACCACUGCCUAUGGUUGCUUCUCCCCAUGCAGCUCGCAUUGGACCCAUAAAGACAGGUCGUCGAGUCUUUGUGUUGGACCACAACAGAUGGACGGAUCCAGUGAGAAAGGCCAUUGAUGGUCUCCUGGCCAAGCACCACGGGAGCAAGGAUCUCCUUAAAAGGGUGAAUGCUGAUUAUGCUGCUAUGGUACAGAGUGCCUGCACUGACCCCAACAGCCUUCUGCACUCAACCACAAAACAACACAUAAACAAUUACAUAAAACACCUUGCUAAAAAAAAACCCAGAAAUGUCUCUCUCAACACCAGCCCAGAAAAGCUCCUGGAGACACAACAGUUAUGGCAGCGUCUUAACUCAUGCAGUGAAACCAUCAGUGUCCCAGUGACGAUACUGCCACCCGCUCAGUUCAAUCCACCUGCAAAGAGUGUUCCUGAAGACGUCCCUCUGACACAGGCAGCAGUUGAGAAGAUGGUUAAAGACAUCCUAGAGAAGCAGCAGGCAGCCCUGCAACAACAACAGCAGCAGCAGCAGACACCAAAAAAACAAAUUAGAUCCUGUUUAGCUUGUGGUCAGCCAAAGUCUCGUUAUCUGGGUGAUGGCUCCUCAGUGCAUUUCUUUUAUCAGGCUGGUGAUGUUAAAUACUUCUACUGCUCCAGGAAAGUCUUUGAGGCAUACUCUGCAGAGGGCCCGACCAACCCCAGGAUGCCAUUUGAAGAUUUUGCAGACACUCCCUUCUUUCAGCGGGAGCUUGAGGCCGCUAAGCAGAAGGGGGCAGAGAGGAAGAGGGUGAUUGAAGAGAGAGGCAAGAGGAAAUCAUUAGUGGAGCAUCCUUCUAGUCGUCUGUGCAGGUUCUGCCACCAGCCAAUAAAACAAGGACCCAAUAGCCCUCAUAUCCACACUGGUUUCCCUGGAGUGGCAGGCAAAUACAUUUACAGUCCUUCUAAAGUGCUCUCCCUGUAUCAAGUACAGGGAAUGAAUGCAGAGAUGGCAUGGGCAGAGUUUCAGCGGUCCCCAUUCUAUGAGGCUGAGAGGGAGAGGUGGAUUGUUGAAAAGAGAAAAUAACUUUGUUGUGAAACACAGUAUUUAAGGUCUGUGCAUGGCAUGUCUGAUUCCAAGCCAAGCACAAGCUUGGAUUUUGGUAAAUAGUUACAAAGCCACAAACACUGUGUAAUACUGUUGUCCACGAAUCUCAUUCUAUUUGUUCUGCUCUCUCUCUCUCUCUCUCUCUACCAUUGUGGAAUUGUGUACAGACUUUGUAUUUUUUUUUAUUAUUUGUCUGGUGUAUUCGUAAAUAUGUUUUAUCUUGCUUGUAUUUGUAAAUGUUUUAAAACUCUUAGUCCUCAUUUGCAAUACAUUUUCAAAAACUUACUAUAACACACUCUGCAUAUAUUAUUUAGAAAGUUAUUUUAAUUUUGACAAACUGUGAAUUUCAUGUUCUCCUUUAACAGUUAAUUUUACACACUGAAUGUGUAUCAAAAUAGUAAAUGUUGACAAUGCCUCUUU
Ictalurus furcatus (blue catfish) is the source of this 1929-nucleotide messenger RNA. RefSeq lists its product as uncharacterized. The record is from RefSeq and is a predicted model, not a curated record. The coding region runs from base 1 to 1488 and encodes 495 amino acids. The transcript is spliced from 4 exons. Lineage: Eukaryota; Metazoa; Chordata; Actinopteri; Siluriformes; Ictaluridae.